UACAAGUAAUGGUGGUGGCCAGAUACGCCCAGUGUUCCUCGUCGCCCUUCUUUGAAAACGGCGCUUCCUCCUAGAACCAACGAAUUUCAGCUUCCUGCGUCCAGCAUACACCUCGACUUUUACAAACUACUACUAGCAAUCGCCAUCGUCGCAUACACAGUCUCAUGUCAUAUCAACAAUAUCCUGCCCAUCAAGGGUACGGCGCACCGCCGGGUCCCCCACCUCCACAGAAUGGUGGUCAUUACUACCAGCCUCCCGGGCAAUACAAUGGAGGAUAUCAACAGUAUGGAUAUCAACCUCCACCUCCUCAACAUAGCCCGUAUCCGCCCCAAGGCAGCCCGUACCCUCCCCAGGGGAGCCCGUAUCCUCCUCAACAAGGCAACUACCCACCUCCCAACCAACAUUACCCUCCCCAGCAAUACAAUGCACCACCACCACCACCACAAAAUGGCUACGGAGCUCCUCCGGGUCCUCCUCCAGGUCCAUAUGGUGCACCCCCGCCCCCAUCAGGUCAAUACGGUGUCCCCCCUGCGGGACCGCCCCAGAGUUACGCAAACCCUCCUCCGCAACACUACGGUCCACCGACCCCGCCGUCGUUAGGAUACGGACCACCUCAGAUGAUACAAUGGGACGCGAAGCCAGAUGCGCAAGCCCUACGAAGCGCGAUGAAGGGGCUUGGAACAGAUGAAAAGGCACUGAUCCGAGCUCUAUCAACUAAGGAUCCUCUGCAGAUCGAGGAGCUCAAAUCCGCAUACUUCCGUACUUUCAGCCGUAGUCUAGAAAAGGACGUUAUUUCGGAGACGGGAGGGUGGUUUGAAAAGGGUCUCGUCGCUAUAAUUCAAGGACCUCUGCUCCACGACUGUCACUUGCUCUACUCGGCCAUGGAUGGGCCGGGAACAAAGGAGAAGGUCCUCAACGACGUUCUACUUGGCCGCAGCAAUGCAGACCUGCAUGCCAUCAAGAGUAAAUACCGUUCCACGUUCGGCAAAAAGCUCGAGGACGCCGUCAGGGGCGACCUGAGCAUGAAGACGGAGCGCCACUUCAUGAUCGUGCUCGGCGCAAACCGCGCAGAGAACAACGCCCCGGUCGUGCCGCAGGACAUUGACCGAGACGUCAUGGAUUUGUAUCGCGCGACCGAGGGCAAAGUCGGCACCGACGAGAUGAUGGUCUGCUCCAUACUAAGCACCCGCAACGAUAAUCAGAUACGCGCUAUUAACAAUGCAUACUUUUCCAAGUUCCAGAAAAAGCUGGAAAGAGUGAUCCGCAACGAGUUCAGCGGUCACAUGGAAGCAGCGCUGCUAUACCAACUCCACCAUGCGGUAGAUAAGUAUAUGCACGCAGCCGAUUUACUCGAGGACGCGAUGGCGGGUCUCGGUACUAAGGACCACCUUCUUAUUAGCCGCGUGGUGCGAUAUCACUGGAACCGCGUCGAGAUGGCCAAUAUCAAGGGUGCGUAUCAGCAAAAGUACAAGAGGAGCUUGUCUAGCCGUAUCAAGGGCGAGACGAGAGGUGAUUAUGAAAGGCUCAUGGUUGCUUGUAUCGGAGACUAAGAGAGAGCAACGGAAGAUAUUCGGCGGAUGAGGGGUGUACUCGGCGGUCGGGUAGGGGCGUUAACGGGCUGCAUAUCUGGGGUGGGCGGGGGUGU
Messenger RNA from Pseudomassariella vexata, 1645 nucleotides. RefSeq lists its product as uncharacterized. The record is from RefSeq and is a predicted model, not a curated record. Lineage: Eukaryota; Fungi; Ascomycota; Sordariomycetes; Amphisphaeriales; Pseudomassariaceae. Gene Ontology annotation, cellular component: cytoplasm. Gene Ontology annotation, molecular function: calcium ion binding; calcium-dependent phospholipid binding. The transcript is spliced from 2 exons. Bases 165 to 1550 code for a protein of 461 amino acids.